Molecule: messenger RNA, 10417 nt
Organism: Dunckerocampus dactyliophorus (ringed pipefish)
Lineage: Eukaryota; Metazoa; Chordata; Actinopteri; Syngnathiformes; Syngnathidae
Gene: prkaa2
Product: protein kinase, AMP-activated, alpha 2 catalytic subunit
Exons: 10
Coding region: 155-1828 (557 amino acids)
Biological process (GO): intracellular signal transduction; protein phosphorylation
Cellular component (GO): cytoplasm
Molecular function (GO): protein serine/threonine kinase activity; ATP binding
Source: RefSeq, a predicted model, not a curated record
AGUGCGUCCAUGGAUGGUCACCUUAAAAGCCGGGAGAGGCGGGGUCAACUCUGUUCCCCUUGAGCAAAAGACUAGGAGCGACCCGCCCCGCCCCUUAGUGCGCGGGGCUGAUUGACAGGCAGCACACCCACCACUACCGUCGGUAACGACGAAGAUGGCAGAGCGGCAACAACAGAAGCACGAAGGCAGGGUGAAGAUCGGCCAUUACAUUCUCGGCGACACGCUCGGAGUGGGAACCUUCGGCAAAGUGAAGAUCGGGGAGCACCAGUUGACGGGCCAUAAAGUGGCGGUGAAGAUCUUGAACAGGCAGAAGAUUCGCAGCCUGGAUGUCGUGGGCAAAAUCAAGCGAGAAAUCCAGAAUCUCAAACUGUUUCGGCACCCGCACAUCAUCAAGCUGUACCAAGUGAUCAGCACACCAACAGAUUUCUUCAUGGUUAUGGAGUAUGUGUCUGGAGGAGAACUCUUCGACUACAUCUGCAAACAUGGACGGGUGGAGGACACAGAGGCCCGCCGCCUUUUUCAGCAAAUUAUCUCAGCCGUGGACUACUGCCACCGUCACAUGGUGGUCCACAGGGACCUCAAACCUGAGAACGUCCUACUGGACGCCAGCAAGAAUGCCAAGAUUGCAGAUUUUGGUCUGUCAAACAUGAUGUCCGAUGGCGAGUUCCUGAGGACGAGCUGCGGAUCGCCCAACUACGCUGCCCCAGAGGUCAUCUCUGGAAGGCUGUAUGCGGGCCCAGAGGUGGACAUCUGGAGCUGCGGCGUCAUCCUGUACGCCCUUCUCUGCGGCACCCUCCCCUUCGACGACGAGCAUGUUCCCACGCUGUUCAAGAAGAUUCGAGGUGGCGUCUUUUACAUCCCGGAGUACCUGACCCGCUCGGUUGCCUCACUGCUGAUGCUCAUGCUGCAGGUUGACCCACUGAAGAGAGCCACCAUCAAAGACAUCAGGGAGCACGAGUGGUUCAAACAGGAUCUGCCAGGCUACUUGUUUCCUGAGGACCCGUCGUACGACGCAACGGUCUUGGACGAGGAGGCUGUCAAGGAAGUGUGUGACAAGUUUGAGUGCACUGAGUCUGAGGUUGUUUCCAGCCUCUACAGCGGCGAUCCUCAGGACCAGCUUGCGGUGGCCUAUCAUCUCAUAAUAGACAACAGGCGCAUCAUGACACAGGCCAGCGAGUUCUACUUAGCCUCUAGUCCGCCUCAAGGCUCCUUCAUAGAGGAGGGCAUGCCGCUGCCCCCCGGGGUCAAGCCCCACCCGGAGAGGAUGCCACCUCUGCUGGCUGACAGCCCUAAGGCCCGCUGUCCCUUGGACGCCCUCAACACCACCAGACCCAAACCACUGGCCGUGAAGAAAGCCAAGUGGCACCUGGGCAUCAGGAGCCAGAGCCGGCCCUACGACAUCAUGGCCGAGGUUUACAGAGCCAUGAAACAACUGGGCUUUGAUUGGAAGGUGGUGAACCCGUACCAUCUGCGAGUGCGCAGGAAAAACCCAGUAACAGGCAACCUGGUGAAGAUGAGCCUGCAACUCUACCAGGUGGACAACAGAUCCUACCUGCUUGACUUCAAGAGCAUCGACGACGACAUCACCGAGGCGGUGGGCUUCAAGUCGGGCUCGUCCACCCCUCAGCGGUCCGGCUCGACGGCGGGCCUGCACCGGCCUAGACUCAGCAUGGACUCUGCGAGCUCGGCGGUGGAGGUGCUUCAGCUCAGCUCGUCGCUGCCGGGCUCGCUGUGCGGCAGCUCGCCGACGCUCGCCCCGCGCCAGGGCUCGCACACCAUGGACUUCUUUGAGAUGUGCGCCAGCCUCAUCACCACGCUGGCCCGCUGAGGCUGGGAAAGACGGAGGGCGGAAGACGGAGGAAGACAAUCAGAUCAGAGCAAGAUUUUUGUUUGAGGUGUGGGGACUGGUGUUCCAACAAGCUGAUCCAGGAGCAGGCAGGUGAGGGCUCAGUGUCCCUUUUCACCUGAGGGAACAUCCCAACGCUGAUCAGAGGUCAGUCUGUUGUCUGAGAGAACACAUGAUGGUUAUCCAUGUAUAUUAUAUUUCUGUCACGAUGUAGCUGAACAUGAGGCACUGCAAACAAAAUCACUUUAUAUAAAUCAUACAAAUAUUUAUUUUUGGAUAGAUUAUUUCUAGGCAUUGAGCACACAUUUAUUUAAAAGCUUUUUUUUAAAUUGCUACUGGGGAGCAGAUUAUAGAAAUGAGAGUGACAGAAGGGCUGUAGUAGAUUAUUAACAUUUAUGACAGCACAGACACGCACCAUCUCUCACGCAGGCUCCAAAUAUAUCUCCAAAUCUGAUGGCAUCUUAAUAUAAAACACUUGUACUUAAUUCAAGCAAGCACGACAUUGACAAGACACAGCGACCUGUCACGUGGACAGUAAAUUAAAAGCAAGACUGCUGCUCUACUUUGAACUUCUUCAUUAUUUCCCAGUCAAAAACUAAUGAAAGUGCCCAUCACUAGAGCCUCGUGCACAUCAACGGCUCCACCCAUUUAUUUAUGCCAAUGCUGUGUUUUUAUUUUAAAAUGCAACUUUAACACUUAAACAAGCCCUGUGAGAUGGUGUGUGCAGGACUGAAGACGCCACAGAAACCUUCCUCCGGCUGCCUUAAAACAAAUGCAACCAACUCUUUAUAUAUGUUGUAUGUACCAGUAUGUGUGUAUCAUGUGACGGUUGAGGGUCGAAAGGCAAUUUUUUUGCUGAGUUUGCACACAAGACUCCCGUGUGUCUGUACUGUUGGCUGGAGCACAGUCUGCUGGUCAAGUACCACAUAGCAACACUAUUUCUGUUUCUGAAUGUGCAUUUAAUGUAAAAAUAAUAUUUUGAAAUAUAUACUCUCUGCUUUACGUUGACGGGGAGCACUCGUGCACUGUUGCCUUUCUGCUGUUAAGCGUUCCGAAAUCGAAUCGCACAAAACUGCCAGUUUGUCGUUGGAUUUUGUCAGGAGUGUUUGGGCCAUAGUGGAGGGGAAGAAGAUAUUGCAAACAGGAAGGGGUUAAGAAAAAAAAGUUGUAGUUUUCAUGACAACAGUGGUAAUGCAACAAAUGUUACUCCAAUAAAGUUUUAAAUUUGCAAAAAAAGUUGUAAUUUUUGGAGGAAACAUUGUUAUCCUACCAAAAUUAAAUUGUAAAGUUCUGAAACAAAAUAUUGCAUGUUGCAAUAUCAUGCAAAAAAAAGUUAUUCUGCAAGAAUAAAGUCAAAGUUGUGAAGGUACAAGGAGUAAGUUCCCACGAAUAAAGUCAGGACGUUGUACCUUUUGAGAAAAAAGUUGCAAUGUUACGAAAAAGAAACGUUGCAAAAUAGUCAUUUUACAAGAGCAAUGUUGUAAAGUUACAAAAACAAAGUUGUGCAUUUUGAGAAAAAAGCCGUAAUAGAAGAAGUACGUUAUGAAAAGAAAAACAAAUGUCCAGAAAUAAGUUGUAGUAGAAGAAUUAAGAAAGUGAUCGUACAUUUCGGGGAAAAGUGGUAAUAUCGCAAGAAAACAAAGUGAUGUCAUCUGACUUGUAAAGUUACAAAAAUUAUUGAAAAUUCAAGAAAAAUGUAGUAAAAAUUGUAUAUUCUGAAAGUAGUAAAUGUAAAUGUAAAUUAAUAAGAAAUGGUGAAGUUACGAAAAUAUUAGUACAAUUCAAGAAAAAGUGAUAAUAUGGCAGGGGAAAAACGCUUAUGUGCAAGUCGUAACGUUACAAAAAGAAAGUUGUAAAAAUAGAAAAAAGUCAUAAUGUCACAUGACAAAAAUUGACAAAAAACGAAAAGUAAUUUUGCCUUAUUUCUUGUAGUCAAACUUCGUAUUUUUUUCUUUUUCUGUGUGGCCCGAAUACUCCUGAGAUUCAUGAAAAAGUAAGCUAAUCAUCAUAAUCAUAAGUCAUUCAUUUACAUGAAAUCCUUCAUGUCUUCUGUUUGAUUGUAUUGCUCAACAUAUUGUACUGUUAGGUGGGGAAACCACUCCCCCAGUGGAAGGCACAUGCAACUGCACCCACACAACUUCCUGUCAGGCCUUCUGCAAACACGCAAGCAAACACACACACACACACACACACACACAGCUAUGUCCUAAAUGUCCAACAAAUUUGCAGUAUUCAGACUGAAUGGAACAAAGUCUUGGCAUGUUAGUUAUGUAAACUUGUAAAAACACAUCACAUGCAAACCGCACAUGUGCAUUGUUUAUCUGUGUUGGGCCGUCUAUGUCUUUUUGCGUUACCAGACGUUAAUGUGGGCGUCUCUGCCUGGCCGUUGGUGUUUAUGUCGUUAUGCACUGCAUGAAGUUGCUGUUAUGAUUUUUGCACUUUAAUAAGUAUUUAUUGAAAAAAUAUAACAAUAAACAAACAUACAAAAGGAAGAUGUGUUGUGAUUAUUAGUUUGUGGAGGGAAGGUCUUGGAAGGUACAUAAAAAGUAAAGAAAAUUGUGGGGUUUUUUUUGGAUGAUGUCUCUUUCAGAAGAUCCCGUAAUGCACAAUUUAAUAAUGCCUAAUACAAGAAUUCAUGUCAAAUUGCGAGUAACUGUGUGAUAGUUUGGGUAGCCACAUAAGAGGAUUAAAAUAUUAAAAAAUAUGUAAAAAUGCAUAUGAUGAUAAACAGAUUGUUGAAAACAAAUUACAAGAAAGAAAUCCGUAUGUUACGAUAAUAAAGUAUGUUUUUAGAAUGAAGUAGUAAAUAUCAUGGAAAAAGUUGCAAUAUUACACCAAAGAAGAUGCACAAGUGGAAUAAAGUAACAAUAUUAUGAGAAGAACAUUCAACAAAAACAAGUCGCAAUAUUACCCGAAAUAAGAUGAGAAUUAGCGCUGCUAAGUUACGAGAGUAACACCGGAACUUCUGAGAAAAAUAUCACAAUACUACCACAAAGGAGUUAGGUUACUGGAAUAAAAUUGUAUUUUUCAAGAAAAAAAGUGUAAAGUGGCGAUAAUGUUGUAAAGUAAAGAAAUUGAGACUACACAAAUAAAUUGUUACAAGAAUAAAGUUAACUUAAUAAUAGGUAGUCUUGUAUUUAGUCUUGUAAAAAAAGUAUUGUGAGAAAUCAACAUUUUUCACCUUUAAAUCAAAGGUUUUUGCUACCGGUCUUGUAUCGGAUGUCAUUAGAUGUGCGUUCAGUUUCCGAUCAGGCAUUCAUGUUGUAACGAAAGACGUUCACAGAUAAAAUUUGGAUGAAAAUGGAGGACAUGCUCAAACAGAAGACAGCAACUAAAGAGAAUGAUUAGUUAGGAGUAAUACAUCAAAGAUCGUAUGUGGUGAAAACACUAAAGUGGUAAAUGAUGGCGUGGUCCCAUUUCACGAUAACCAUGGAAAAAUCCAAUCCUGAUUGCAUGCGGCUUGUAGCUCCUUUUUUCCAGGGAAUCAACAGUUCAAAUUACCCAUCUUGGUUUAUUGAUUUCUCACUGAGACCAAUAACACAAAGAAGUCCAUUGCUGAGAUGGUACCACUCUCUUUAUGAAUCCACACGGUUUUAAAAAAAUAAAAGAACAGUUAUAAAAAGUCACAGUGUGAAGAAAAGUCCCAUCUUCCUGGUCUGCUGCAAACAAAAAUAAAUACGUCUUAGCAUACACUCAGUACUCAGCAGCAGGGUUGGGCAUUGUUUGAACUUGAACGAUUCCGAUUCCUCGUUUUGAUUGCGGUUCCGACGCUUUUAAAAGGCAGGGUCAUAAAAGCUUGCAUGGUUUAAACGAGGACGCUAAACAGAGUUCUUUUUGGAUCAAAUGUCUGAACUUCUCCAUGAAUUUUUAAUUAUAUGAGCUUUUCAUCAAAUUUACUAUGCAUUUCCUACAGGUCUAUUUUCAACCAGCACAAAAUAUCAAAGCAUCCAACUUGAAUGUAGAUGUUAUGAAGUUGUUGUUUUUUUUUGCAGGAGUACAUUUUCACAAAAGAUGUCUUUUAGUAGUAGUCUACUUUUAAGUAGUAUACUUUCUUUGCUGCCUCAAGGUUGCUGUAAGCUAUUUUUAAUGACACCCUUAUUUUGUUGACACAAGCAAAUGGGAGCGCUCUUAUUUUGAAGGCCGGGAAGUAUGCUGUGUGAGUUGAGAAGGUCCCUUGACUGUUACUAAUAGAGAGGGAUUGUGCAAAUGAUAAACUCGCCUAGUUAUUUACGCCAAACUUCCACAUCUGCCAACAUCCUGAAACUGUCGGUUACACUGGCAUGAGACAGACGUCAUGAACGUGUGAACAUGAAUCAUGUUGCUCGUGCACGCAUGACAUCAUUGUGUUGCAAAUGUUGCACUGAGCCGACCGCGCUUUUUGAUGAAGUUAAGCUGCUUCUUUAUUGUUAUGUUAUUCAUUAUGUUAUGUUGAGUUAUGCUGCUUCUUCAUUGGUGUUCGCGGUUAUUUUUUCUGGUCGGCAAAGUGGGCAUCGAAACUGGGAAUCGAAAUACAAAACAUUUGAACGAUCUCGGGAGAAUCACAAUGUUAGUCCUAGUUCCCAUCGAUGCUCGAGACUCUAUGCCCAACCCUACACAGCAGUGAUUAUGAUACGUCAUCCUUGCCUGUCACUCCUUGUUAACGUCGGCGUACAGCUCUGGAGGAGGUAAAAUCAGCAUGUCAGGAUGUUCGAAGCCCUCUUCCUGGAUUGAACUCGCCUGUGGCCUUGUUAAAAAAAUGAGAAAAAAAAUCAGAAUGAAUAUUAAAAUAAGUAUUCAGUAUGCUCUCUCUCAAAAAAAAGCCGAUUAAGUCAUAAAGGUACGAGAAUAAAUUCGUAAACCUUGAGAAAAAAAAGUCAUAAAAUUAUGAGAAACUCAUCCAUAUGGAACAAGCAUCGAGUAGCUAUGAGGAAUUAAGAGAAUAAAUUCACAAAAGUACAAGAAUUGACUUGAUUGAAACAGCAAAGUAUGAGAAUACAAUUGUAAACUUCAAGAAAAAACAAGAACUCCUCACACAUAGAUCGUAUAAAUAAGUGGUAACGUUACGGGAAAGUAGUCGUCAUGUUCCAGAAAAACAUUGCAAUGUUACACAAAUAAAGUCGAAAAGAUAUUAGACUUGUAAAGGUACCAGAAUGACAUUGUUCACUUUGAGAAAACUAGUUGCGAUAUUACGGAAAUAAGUUGUUGAGAAUAAAGCCACAAUAUUUCCAGAAAAAGUUGUAAUUACCACUUUUUGCACUAUUUUUUUCACUUUUUUUCUAUUGUGUUAUUUUUUUCCUCUCAUAAUAUUUUGACAAAUAAAAAAGCAUUGCAGAUAUAUAAUAUUGCAGUAGUCCUAUUAUGUUACUGUGUUAGAGCAAAUACUAAUAGACAAACAUAGUCAUUGUGUUACUCCAAAUAUGGUCAUUUCCUCAACACUCGUUCACAGUCACAAAGACUCAUUCACUUCCCGGUUGGGGACGUGUGGCAUUCCUACACAGUGCUGGCAUGCUGUCUGCAGACACGCUGAGUGUGUCUGCGUGCGUGUGUGUGUGUGUGUGUGUGUGUGUGUGUGUGUGUGUGUGUGUGUGAGACUUACUGAUGAACCACGUUUUCUCUGUGAUGUACAAGACCUGGGGAGCAACCACAAGUUAAUGACUGCUCGUGACACCUGACAAACAACGAACCUCACAGGAGGGUUCCAUGCUACUGAAAUAUUCAUUUACACACUGAAUAAUGAACAUGAGCAUUGUUAUUGUUGUUUAGGCAGAAUGUGUCAUAAGACUUACGCAGGUGUACCUAAUGUUAUGACUGGUGAGUGAGUACCGUGGAAUAUAAAAUGUAAACUUUGUCCAGAAAACACUUCUUCCCUCUCUAGGGACGUCUGCUAUCGACAAACAGUGUGCAGAUAUGUGAAGUGGUUCUCCUCACAAACAAGCUGAUGUUUAUCUAACACACACACACAUACACACACACACACACACAAAACCACAUUUGACACAGAUACACACACACACACACACACACAAGACCACAUCACACAACGGGAGCUUGUUCAUUUUUGCCCUUCUUCUUCCCCAAGAAGACUUUCAAUGAGUUUCAAUUAGCUUGGAAAAGCUGUUGUUUGUGUUUUUGAGGCGGUGGAGUGUGUAGACAUAUCUGACUUGUCCAAACACGCCAUGUCAAAACAAGAACACCAGCGAUCGUCACUGAUACCUCAGACAAGUGCAAGUACACGAGUAGCACUCGAGCUAGCUGAGUUCGAAGGUUCCAGCAGUCUCCAAUUCCUAUUUAGUGUCAGUCUUAGAUCCUGGAUAUGACAGGAGCACUCUACUACUGCAAAAACGCUAGCCAAAGAUCCUCCAUAUGACAGUUUCUUUCUUCUUCACUGUCUACUUUUUAGGGAUCAUCGUUUUUCAUGCAACAAGACAGGAUCUUAAUAUUUUGGGCAAAGAUAUGAUUUUUGAGGCAUUACUUACUUGUUUGGUGUUCAGUGACGCUGUAAAAAAAAUAAAAUGUAUUAAUAAAUAAAUAAAAUACAAAUAAAUUUUAAAAAAUGUAUUAAAAUGUUAUUUGCAUUGUUUUGUUGUGACGGUGUGGCAUUGUGUUACAUUGUGUUUCAUUGUGUUGCCUAGUGAUACUUGUACAUUGUGACAGUGUUCCAUCAUGUUAUAUCGUGCUCCAUUGUGAUGUACUGUGUUUAGGGAUGCUCCGAUCCAUCGGCCACCGAACAAUAUAGUCCCAUUUCCGUGGAAAAGCACGUGAUCGGCGUAUGCCGAUAAAUGCCUUUCCACACCCAUCACAAAAGCCCAUCACCUCUGGCUAGUACGCCUUGGAGAAGCGUCCCCGCCCACUUUCCUUACACUGUGCAGGCCUGCCAAAGCCAAACAUACCUGCCAUUUGUGAGAGCGAUAUCAAAUGAAAAACAUGCCUCACAUGGGUAGCACGUUAAAAAGCUUUAAUUUAAUACGCCAUUUGAAGAACAAACACAUGACAGAGUAUGGUGAGUUUUCGAGGCUCACGAUGUCAUCAUCAGUCAAAGGGCGGCUAACGCAGCCAAAAUGGUGGACAACACUCGCCCGUGUGUGCCUGACAGUCAGAGGCUAAGCAAAUAACCUUGGAAAUAACUGAAUUCAUUGGACGAGAUGGCCAGCCUGUCAGCAGUGCCGACAGCUCUCUCACUUGGAGCCCCGCUGCAUGAUACCUGGAAGUCCUGCUAGAACGCCAUCAAACUACGAACUCUCCCAUCCAAACUGUCCUUAAAGAAGGCGUCUCAUCCUCCGUAACUCAUCCUCUCAUCCUCACCCCCCCCACCUUUUAUUUUUUAAUAGUUACCUAUUUUUGGGGCCUGUAUUGGCCGAUUUCACUUCUAUCGAAGAUAAUCGGCAGCAUAAAACCCUGAUCGCAGCAUCCCUAAUUGUGUUGCAUUGUGUUACAUUGUGAUACAAGAUACAAUGUGUUGUAUUGUGGUACAUUGUAACACAUUGUGCUACGUUAUGACAGCGUUCCAUUGUGUUACACUGUGAUACACUUUCUUUUACUUUGCUUUACUUGACUUUAUGACAGUGUUACAUUGUACAUUGUGACACAUGAUGCUAUGUUGUGACAACGAUACAUUGUGAUACAUUAUGACAGUGUUACAUUGUGUUCUUGUGACAGUGUGACAUCGUGUUGCAAUUUGCUGCAUUGUGACACAGUGUGUUGUGUUGUACUACGCUGUGAUAAUCUUGCUACGCUGUGUCGUGUUGUGUUACAUUGUGUUGCACAGUCUGACUGUGUGUUCAUGUGUAAACUGUGUUACAUUGUGUUGCUGCAGGCCUACCCGGCAGUCGGCUGUACAGUUUUUGGCGAACGGAAAAAUGUGGUCAACUUUUGAAGUGCUUCAUUUUUGGCUCUGAUGAAAAGAUAAUAUAUGACAUGAUAUUAUUUUCAUGAUACGCAGUAUGAUAUACAGUAUUUGUACUUAAUGUGUUAAAGUAAGCGUGUCAACUCACUGUUCAUGGGCUCCGCCUGCACUGACGUCACUGUGACUGUGCUGGUGGUUCACAUGGAGUUCUGGGUUGCCUUGGAGAACAUAAAGCCAAUAUUGGGAAUAAACUUUAUUGAACAGUACAACCUGCUGCUUAUACGACACAAUUCCUGUUUACGCCAGCAGUGAGUCACAUGUCUGUCUGUCUCUCAAAGACACAACACACUCAGCCAGCUGAGAUAUUUGAUGAAGUUGGAGAAAAUGGAGAAAGUGGUCAACAAUGCACGCUGGCUUUCUUACCUACGUCCGGCAGGGAGAAUGCACGGCUGUGGAUCCUGCAGAUGGACACAUAACAGCAUUGAGGGAUGAAAGACAAAAAAAGACAAACGCCACGUCCAACAAUAACUCACACGGCAUCUGGGAGGUACACAACUGCGUUGGUUGGAGAUGGGAAAGUCUCGUCGUCGUCUGCCGCCCAUUCCUCGCUGUCAUCUGAAACUGAACACGCCAAACAUGAAAAAGUUGUGUGCAGUCACUUUGUAAUGAAGAAGAAACACUUACAGCUUUCUGCUGAGUGUGGGAAGUGAUUUGCAAUGCUGGAAAAAAUGGAAAAAUCAUUAAAAACA